Messenger RNA from Arabis nemorensis, 372 nucleotides. Lineage: Eukaryota; Viridiplantae; Streptophyta; Magnoliopsida; Brassicales; Brassicaceae. The record is from the annotation of a GenBank genome assembly.
AUGUCUGAGGAUGAUCCGGAUGGCCCUGAGAAUUCUUCUCAAAAUUCUACUCAACGGACCCUGACCAUCGAUGAAAAGGAUGCGAUAUUCCUCAAGGAAGAGAGCAUUGCUCGACGUGAUGAAGAGAUUCGCCGCGACCAAGCUCAACGUGAUGAGGAGAUUCGCCGUGACCAAGCUCGACGUGAUGAGGAGCAUCGACGUGAUCAAGAACGUAUCGCUGAAAUGGAGAGGCUCAUUACAUUCUUGAAGAACUCUGAUCCCCGCCUUGCAGCAUUCAUGAGUGAACAACCAGACAACACUCCAACCACCGAACCAGUCACUGCACCGACCACCGCACAACCUCCUGGACCAGUCACCACAUCUUCCACCUAA